Molecule: messenger RNA, 3003 nt
Organism: Cuscuta epithymum
Lineage: Eukaryota; Viridiplantae; Streptophyta; Magnoliopsida; Solanales; Convolvulaceae
Source: the annotation of a GenBank genome assembly
GGGACAAGAAAAGAUAAGGCGGAAAUAGUGGGUUACUGGGUUCAAUACUCCGUAUGUUUUUGGAGCACAAUUUGGGAGGGUUUUAAGCAACUCCGAAUAGAAAGAAACACGGGGCAAAACACUACUAGUAAUCAUUAGCGGUUCUCUUUUCAAUCAUCACCCCUUCCGUCGUUGAAUUAUUAGAUCCUGUUCAUGGAAUUUUUGGCUGCAGAUUCAUAGUACGUGGCACUUUCUGCAUUUAUUCAUUACUAUUUUAAUUAUAUCCAUAAACUCCGUAUCAAGUUUAUUUAUCAUCGAUCCAUAUGAAUUUAGCAUUAUUCUACGAACCAGAUUCAAAAGUCAAACUACCCAUUCCUGCCCCUGUGAUAUGUUUUCUUCUUCGCCUCUUCUUUGCCGACGCUGUAGCUGGAGGUACAUCCUAUUUCCGUAGCUAAAGGUCCUUGCAAGCUAGGGCUUUUGGAUAUAUUAUCUAUUCUCAAUUUCGGGUUUCUUUUUUGCGGGUUACGCGCUCUGUUUUUGGCGGGGUGAUCGGCGACGAGCAUGUCCGGACCUCUUGAUCGCUUCGCAAGGCCUUGCUUUGAAGGAUCGUCUGGAAAUGAUGAGCGUCGGGAAAGGAAAUCUGAUUUUGAGUGCUCAGAGGAUGAGAGAAAGACAAGAAUUAGUUCUCUCAAGAAGAAAGCUCUGAGUGCAUCGACAAGAUUCAGACACUCUCUAAAGAAGAAGAGCAAAAGAAGAAAUAACGAUGGGCGCUGCAGCUCUGUCUCAAUUGAGGAUAUUCGGGAUGUCGAAGAGCUUCGAGCUGUUGAUGCAUUUAGACAAUCUUUGAUUUUGGAUGAACUGUUGAUGGAGCAGCACGAUGACUAUUACAUGAUGUUGAGGUUUCUGAAAGCAAGGAAGUUUGACAUUGAGAAAGCAAAGAACAUGUGGGCUGAUAUGAUCCAGUGGAGGAAAGAGUUUGGUGCUGAUACACUUCUUCUGGACUUUGAGUUCGAAGAGAUUGAUGAGGUUUUAAACUAUUACCCACAUGGUUACCAUGGGGUUGACAAAGAGGGAAGACCUGUAUAUAUCGAGAGGCUUGGAAAAGUUGACCCUAACAAACUUAUGCAAGUGACAACAUUGGACCGUUAUGUAAAAUACCACGUUAAAGAGUUCGAAAAAACUUUUGCCAUCAAGUUUCCAGCUUGCACAAUUGCUGCAAAGAAGCACAUAGACUCUAGCACAACUAUUUUGGACGUUCAAGGAGUGGGUUUCAAAAAUUUGACCAAGAAUGCUAGGGAUCUCAUCACACAGUUGCAGAAAAUUGAUGGUGAUAAUUAUCCUGAAACACUCCAUCAGAUGUUUAUCAUCAAUGCUGGUCCAGGAUUCAAAUUGCUAUGGAACACAGUGAAGAGCUUUCUAGAUCCUAAGACCACUUCCAAGAUUCACGUUCUUGGGAACAAGUAUCAAAACAAGUUGCUUGAAAUCAUAGAUGCUAGUGAGUUGCCUGAAUUUCUGGGUGGAACUUGUACAUGCUCAGAUCAAGGAGGGUGUCUCCGUUCUGAUAAAGGGCCGUGGAAAAAUCCAGCAAUUUUGAAGAUGGUUGGUGAAACACGGCGUUGCAAGCAGGUUGUAAAAGUUCUAAACAGUGAAGGGAAAGUAGUUUAUGCUAAACCCCGUUUCCCAAUGGUAAAAGGCUGUGAUACAUCAGCCGAGUCGGGAUCUGAAGCCGAAGAUAUUGUUUCACCUAAAGCUAUGAAGAGUUUUUCACAUCCACAGCUUACUCCUGUUCGUGAAGAGUGUCUUCCUCAUGCCAAGAAACAUGCAAGAGUUAUGAACAACUUCCCAGGAUAUGAUGAGUAUGUUCCUCCCGUGGUUGACAAGACUGUUGAUUCUUGUUGGAAGCAAGACACGUCAAUUAAUAACCCCUUUUCAAAAGGUUCAAAUAUGAAACAUAGAGAUUAUAAUUUGCGUACUGAAAAGACCCCCAAAAAUGGACUCUAUGCACGGCUUUUAGGAGCUUUUAUGGCUUUCUUUAUGACGAUUUUCAUUUUUUUCCGUACGGUGGCCUUCCGUGUGACAAAAAAACUUCCGGAAGAAUCCUCCCCUCCCAAGGACCAAACUCCAGCAAUUGCUAAGGAAGAGUUUCGACCUCCUUCACCAGCUCCAGCAUAUACAGAAACUGAACUUCUCUCUGUCGUGCUCAAGAAGUUGGGGGAACUAGAAGAGAAAGUGAUUUCAAUUCAAGAAAAACCAUCUGAGAUGCCCAAUGAGAAAGAGGAAUUGCUAAAUGCUGCUGUUUGCCGAGUUGAUGCCUUGGAAGCCGAGUUGAUUGCCACCAAGAAGGCUUUACAUGAGGCUUUGAUGAGGCAAGAGGAACUUCUUGCCUACAUUGAUAGACAAGAAGAAGCCAAGUACAGGAAAAAGAAGUUUUGCUUCUAAGGUCUUCGCCUGUGGCCCUCAUGGAGCUUCAUAUGUUCCUCGAUUGUACACUGGAUUGAGAUUCAUUUUUUAUUUUAUUUUUUACUUUUUUAAUACAGUUAUUUGGCAACAUUGUACCUUUGACUACAUCAUAGUUCAUACCAUACCAUGUGAAACAAAAUGUACUGAAUAUUGUGGUACAUAUACCUGUUGUGUUCUGGAAACAUAUAUUUGUAGUUUUUUUAUUGCAUCUUCAUGGAUAAUUUAUUCUGUAUGAACAAGAAACUGGCUCAUAUAUAGUCAAAUUACGAUAAAAUAUCAUUUUUUAUACACUUCAUAAAGGAGUGAAAUAUCAUUUAUACAAAUGUUUAAUACGAGUAACAAUUAAGUAGAACAAAGCUAGGUGUAAGUAGACUUGCUAUACAAAAAUCACAAAUGACCGACUUAAAUUUAACUUAGUUCGACAUGCCAUGACUUGAGUUUGGCAUGUUUAUUUGUUAAACGUGUUGGGGUCGAGGCGUCGAGCUAUUGGUGGCUCGAAAACCAGAUUUGGAUUUGUAAUUAGGAUAAAAUCGUCACUCGACUCUAACAAAAAUAACAAAAAUU